Xyrauchen texanus (razorback sucker) is the source of this 1978-nucleotide messenger RNA. RefSeq names its product bromodomain-containing protein 7-like. The coding region runs from base 433 to 1026 and encodes 197 amino acids. The transcript has 10 exons. NCBI's taxonomy places the organism in Eukaryota, Metazoa, Chordata, Actinopteri, Cypriniformes, Catostomidae. The record is from RefSeq and is a predicted model, not a curated record.
ACAAAUGCAGGCUGAUCAAGCGCUGACCUGACUCUAUGGCUCUGACCUGACUCAACCUCCAGCUUCACUUUGAAUAAUGGGCAAAUAGCACAAGAAACACAUCAGAUAAACACACACGACGCAAAAUCUGAACAUUAUUCCAAACCUUUGGCUGCCAUUGUACACAAGAUGGAUUUCAGAAUAAUGGGCGAGAAUGCAAUGAUCUAUAAUGAACCUGAGACCAUUUACUACAAAGCAGCCAAGAAACUCCUUCACUCUGGCAUGAAGAUCUUGAGCACAACUUCCAACAGCCAGUUAGGAGAGGAGGAAGUUGGGGCUUCUGACCCUGCCAAAGACAACUGUCAGUCAUGGACACAAGUGACAACUCCCAAUCACCCCGUGUAGCCAAAAAAGACACGCCAAGAUCCAGGGUAUUGCCCAGUCAGAUUGGACAUGAUCGGUGGUAGACUUCAGACUGGAAUCAACACCCUUCAGGGUUUCAAAGAAGACAAGAGAAACAUGGUCAACCCAGUUACCUAUAUUAAUUAUGGUCCAUUUAGCUCAUAUGCGCUGACAUAUGACUCCAGUUCUGCCAAUGUCAGCAAAGAGGACUCUGAUCUUAUUUAUUCCUUCUAUGGAGAGGAAAACAGUCAACCAGGUCCAGAAAGUAUUGCAGAUUACCUAGCUGAGCGUAUGAGCCGGAUGGCAGAUAAUAAUAUCCUGGAUGCUUUGACCAGUGGAAAGCACUCCAAACAACUGAAGGAGACUGAAACUGAUAAUUUGCAAGGGGAGGAGCCAGCAGAGAAAGUAGAACUGAUGAUACUGAGAAGCGGAGCAUUUCCAGCAGAAGAUGGAUUAGGCGACCGUGCUGCUGAGGGAGCUACAGAAGGCUCAGAAACAGAGACUAAGGCUAAACGGCCACAAAACAUCAUCUGCUUACUGGCUCCCACUUCUAAAGAACUCCAGCUUGUGGGAGAUAUAUCUGAAUCAUGGAGGAAGUGUGUUGAGAUCCCCAUCAUUGCAGUCAAUCGGUGGUUCUUAUUCUAAAUACCCCUACGAUGGUGCUUCUGUUUUGCAUGUGUUUGCUUUUCAUUUAAUAAACAUUCUUUUUUUUUUGUAAUUUGCCUUUCCAUUUUUUUUUUAUACAAGUUACAAAAAUUGUACAUUAGCAAAUCAAAACAGCAAUAUGUAACUGUUAUGUAUAUAUCAUUUAAACUGUGUCAGUUUUUCUAAACAGCAGGUAUUCUGUACUGUAUAUUCUGAGUAAUAUCAAAUGACCCACUGCUGAAAUCUAAAGAUAAUUUGGUGGAAACUGAGAUAUUUAUUGCACAGCAUGACCCAGCUGGGUCCUCCCUAAAUCAGAUUGUAAUUGAUGUGGAUGACACAAAAGAAAGGAUGCAUCUCUCUGAUAUACUUUAACCUGAUUUUGCUGGCAAAUGAGGCACUCAAGAAAAGUUUUACAGGCAUAAGAUCUUGUAGGAUUGUAUAAGAGCUAUAACAUUAUAAGUAUGAUACCCUUUAGGAGGAUUAACGUUUCAGAAGUGUCAGUAAACAGCAUUUGUAAAGGGCCAAAUAAAUUGUUAAAUUUCUAGAUUCAAUGUGAGAUGGGUUCAUAAUGGUGGUUGUGUUCUCAGCAAGAUUCUCAAAUCCCUUUGUGAUUUGGGAGAAUUGAGUAAACCUUAAAGGAAAUUAAACCAAGACCACUCGAUGUUAUUACAUACAUUGGCUCAGACUUUUUUAUAUUAAGCCAAACAUAAGGCUUUUCAUGUUGUUUACAGAGAAAGCAUGGGUAACUGUAAUAACCCUUCAUGUUAGGCGAUGCUAGAUUUAUGACAUCAUUGACAAACAUUUGAAAAUACCAUUUUAAAUGAAAAGGUAAUGCUCCAUAUCAAAGAUCAUCAGUAGAAAAUUAUUGUCCAGUACUGAGAAAAAUGUGGUUCCUGUAUUUAUUUAUUUUAAUCUCUCAUGGCUAUUGUAGUAAUGCAACAAUAAAUAUUUU